Molecule: messenger RNA, 1197 nt
Organism: Penicillium expansum
Lineage: Eukaryota; Fungi; Ascomycota; Eurotiomycetes; Eurotiales; Aspergillaceae
Product: casein kinase II subunit beta
Exons: 2
Coding region: 1-1197 (398 amino acids)
Cellular component (GO): protein kinase CK2 complex; cytoplasm
Molecular function (GO): protein kinase regulator activity
Source: RefSeq, a predicted model, not a curated record
AUGGAGCCUGAGGUGUUUCGCGCGCUUCUCCACGCCGCGCUAGUCUUCUCGUUCGCGGGAGCGCUUGCAUGCUUUUACCAAGCUGCUCAGUUCGGGCGUGAUCACGAUUUCAUUGGUUCCGUCCUGUGUGUCUUCUGCGGGAUUAGUUGUAUCCAACUUUUCAUCCGGGCUCUCACCAUCUACAUCCUCCUACGGCUGGACCCCUCCAGCAUUAACCCAAAUUGGCCCAAUGGCAGCAAUGGGCCUCCUGGUCCAGAUUCCAGUGCCGGGGAAAGCGGACGGCAACCCCAUGGCCAUUCUUCCCAACCUCCACGCCGUGGCCCUGGGCGUGGGGAGUCCUGGGCGUCCUCCCGUUAUUCUGAUUCUGCCCACUUUACCAGUUCUGGUCGAUACAGUCAUGCAAUUCUGAUCAUGAUCGUGCUAAUCGCAAUCAUGUAUUUUCAGUUUGUUUCAUCCCGCGGCAACGAAUACUUCUGUGAAAUCGACGAAGACUACCUCACUGACCGGUUUAACCUCACUGGUUUGAACACCGAGGUUUCGUACUACCAAUACGCCCUUGAUCUUGUGACCGACGUUUUCGAUCUUGAUGCGGACGACGAUCUGCGUGAGCAAAUCGAAAAGUCUGCCCGUCACCUUUAUGGCUUGGUUCAUGCCCGGUACAUCGUUACCACUCGAGGUCUUGCUAAAAUGCUCGAAAAAUACAAGAAGAGCGACUUCGGAAAGUGUCCUCGUGUGAUGUGCGAUGGACAUGCAUUGCUUCCCAUGGGCGAGUCCGAUCUUCCGAAUAUCAGCACCGUCAAGCUGUACUGCCCCAAGUGCGAGGAUAUCUACAAUCCCAAAUCGUCCCGUCACUCGUCCAUCGAUGGUGCAUACUUCGGUACCUCAUUCCACUCUAUCCUUUUCCAGGUGUAUCCCGCUCUCAACCCCGAGAAGAGCAGUCGCCGUUAUGAACCCCGCAUCUACGGCUUCAAGGUGCACGCUGCAGCUGCGCUUGCUCGUUACCAGGACAAUCAACGCGAGGAUCUGAAGUGGCGUCUCGCCGAGGUCGAUAUCAACCACCGAUUCAUUGAGGACAGUGAGAGUGAUGACGAUGCAUUCGAGUACGACGAGGAUUAUGCCGAGACUCACCCGGAGUCGGCCAAAAACGACAAGACCCUCGCUGACGCAACCUCCGCUCGCAUGACUGCCGCUAAGUAA